AAAAUGGCCAACACGGGCAACAAAGUGCCACUAGCAAACGGUAGCACAACAAUCCACCGCUAUGGUGCCACAACAGACACACGAACGGUGGUGCCUGCAGUGAACGGAAUAGAGCCCCACAACGAUCCCUCUCCAACAACGUUUCCCGGCAACACCGCAGUCGACAUGGACCGUGCCCAGCUGGACAAGCGUUCCACACUGAAGAUGUGCGAAAAAAUCGGCUACGGAUUGGGCCACGUGUAUAACGAUCUUUGUGCCGGGAUCUGGUUCAGCUACACGCUACUAUUCAUGCAGGGAGCAUUGGGAAUGCCGGCAGCCGAAGCCGGUGCGAUGGUGAUGUUGGGCCAGGUUGGAGAUGCUAUUGCGACACCGAUCGUGGGCCUGCUGACGGAUCGUUAUGGCACGAAGCGACAGUGGCAUAUAGCGGGCACUUUUAUAGUAUUCCUUACAUUCCCGAUGAUAUUUUCCCUGUGUCCUUGGUGCACGGUAGCGCCUCACUGGUGGGAAAUUCUGUACUUCGUAAUCGUGAUACUUGCCUUCCAGUUUGGAUGGCCAAUCGUACAGGUGACGCACCUUGCCAUGAUACCGGAACUCUCUCGCACGCAGAAAGAUCGGUCCGAUUUAACUGCCAUCCGGUACUCGGUAUCGAUCGUGUCCAAUGUGGUGGUGUACAUUGUGACUUGGGCGGUUUUGCGUAGCCGUACAAGCACCGACAACCAGAUUGGACCUGGUGAUGCGUACCGGUUUCGAGACAUUUCACUCAUCCUUACGCUGGUGGGCGUUUCCAUGUCGGUUCUGUUCAACUUUUCGCUCACAUUCAGUGGGUACGAACAUCGACGAAACACAGCACUACAGCACAACAUCAUCCGUCCGUCCGCACCAAGAGCAGAAACGGACAUUGAGCGCGAGUCGCUACUGGGGCCAGAACACCGACAAGCGAAUGGGCAGUUGGCUGGAUCUUCUACCGCGCUGGACGCGAUCGUACAUCGUAAACCAAAGAAAAACUUCUUCAAAUCACCUCUGUUGUAUCAGAAUGCCUUACUGUACGUCUUCUCGAGACUUUUCAUGACAACCUCUCUCGUGUACAUGCCGCUUUGGUUAGACGAACGGGCCUAUCAGCCGGAUGUGACUCCGGCAGAAAACAAUGCCAAUGUUGAGCAUCUAGCAACGGUUCCACUGGUAUCGUUUCUCGCCUCCUUCGUAGCGUCACUAAUUCUUAAGUACACCAAUCGAUUUGUCGGCAACAGUUUGGUGUACUUCGUUGGGUCCAUCAUCAGCACCAGUGUGUGUCUGUGGAUCGCACUAACGCCCGGUGCGGGAUCAUUCAGUACGCUGUCCUUAUUCUUGAUUGCAUCCCUGUUUGGGGCGGGCAGCUCCAUCACAAUGAUUAGCAGCUUAUGCAUUACGGCCGACAUGAUCGGGAAGCAUGCGGAUCAGGGUGGAUUCAUCUAUUCGGCCGUUACGUUUGCGGACAAGCUAAUCACUGGCGUGGUGGUGGUGAUUAUCGAGUCGGUGAAAUGUCACGAUCGUUCCGAAUGUCCUGAGUAUUACAGAGGAGUGCUAUCGUACGGGUGUGGUUUGGCGGCCAUUUUAGGAUGCCUUACGCUGGCCACCUUACUGUGUACUACCGCAUCCACCCGGCGAAGGAAUCGGUAGUGCAUAGUGAAGAAUUAAAUUCCACAAUCU
Molecule: messenger RNA, 1686 nt
Organism: Anopheles maculipalpis
Lineage: Eukaryota; Metazoa; Arthropoda; Insecta; Diptera; Culicidae
Product: major facilitator superfamily domain-containing protein 12-like
Exons: 5
Coding region: 4-1656 (550 amino acids)
Biological process (GO): carbohydrate transport
Cellular component (GO): membrane
Molecular function (GO): symporter activity
Source: RefSeq, a predicted model, not a curated record